Messenger RNA from Dama dama (fallow deer), 1897 nucleotides. RefSeq names its product DAZ associated protein 2 (gene DAZAP2). The transcript is spliced from 4 exons. NCBI's taxonomy places the organism in Eukaryota, Metazoa, Chordata, Mammalia, Artiodactyla, Cervidae. The record is from RefSeq and is a predicted model, not a curated record. Bases 144 to 767 code for a protein of 207 amino acids.
GGGUUUCCGGUGGCAGCGGCACUCGGGCGUCGGGUGACGCUAGGCGGACAGAUCGUCACGUGACACGGAAGUGACUACGAACAGGAAGAGGACGAAAAAAAUAACCGUCCGCGACGCCGAGUCGAGCCGGAUCCGCAGCCACCAUGAACAGCAAAGGUCAAUAUCCAACGCAGCCAACUUACCCCGUGCAGCCUCCUGGGAACCCUGUGUACCCUCAGACCUUGCAUCUUCCUCAGGCUCCACCUUAUACUGAUGCUCCACCUGCCUACUCAGAGCUGUAUCGUCCGAGCUUUGUGCACCCAGGGGCUGCCACCGUCCCCACCAUGUCAGCUGCAUUUCCUGGCGCCUCACUGUAUCUUCCCAUGGCCCAGUCUGUGGCUGUUGGACCUUUAGGUUCCACAAUCCCCAUGGCUUAUUAUCCAGUUGGUCCCAUCUAUCCACCUGCCUCCUCCCCCUGGAUGCCCUCCCAAUGCUGCUCAGCUGGCAGUCAUGCAGGGAGCCAACGUCCUCGUAACUCAGCGGAAGGGAAACUUCUUCAUGGGUGGCUCAGAUGGUGGCUACACCAUCUGGUGAAGAACCAAGGCCAUCUCUAUGCUGGGAAAGACAUCACAUACCUUCAGCACUUCUCACAAUGUAACUGCUUUAGUCAUAUUAACCUGAAGUUGCAGUUUAGACACAUGUUGUUGGGGUGUCUUUCUGGUGCCCAAACUUUCAGGCACUUUUCAAACUUAAUAAGGAACCAUGUAAUGGUAGCAGUACCUCUCUAAAGCAUUUUGAGGUAGGGGAGGUAUCCAUUCAUAAAAUGAAUGUGGGUAAAGCAGCCCUAAGGAUCUUCCUUUAAUUCCUCUGGAGUAAUACUGUACCAUACUGGUCUUUGCUUUUAGUAAUAAAACAUCAAAUUAGGUUUGGAGGGAACUUUGAUCUUCCUAAGAAUUAAAGUUGCCAAAUUAUUCUGAUUGGUCUUUAAUCUCCUUUAAGUCUUUGAUUUAUAUUACUUGUUAUAAACAAACCGCAUUAGUUGUCUGCCUUUUCCUUUCCAUCCUUGGCCCCUGGUCCUACCCUCAAUCCUUGUCUUCCACUCUUUCCCACCAAUCUCCAUUGAAUCAAUGGUGCAGGACAGAAAGCCAGUCAGACUAAUUUCCUUCUCUCCUUGCACUUUCCCCCACUUGUCAUCUUUUAACUAGUCUUUCACAAAGGAUCCUCUGAAACCCCCUCUGUGCCCCAAGCACAGGACCCAUUUCUUCUGCUUUUGCAUCUCCUCAGGCAAAAGCGGAGGGUGCUUUUUGGACCCUCCUCAUAGGUUUUCUCUUCAGACAUGAACCAAACCCAAAUUUGUUUUGGUGCCAGAAAAACUGAACCUUGUUUUAACAAAGGAUACCAGUGCAAACUGUACUGUAAACAGCAGUUUGUUUAUAAAUUUUGAGGGACAAGGAGGAGGAUGCAUUUAAAAGCCUGAUGACUCUGGAGCCAAAUUAAGGGGAGUUUGCAGAUCAGAAAUUGGUUACCAUUUCUUGUCAGUGUCUGAUGUAGCCACUCAUGGCUCCCAAGAAUUCCUCAGCUGGGUUAAUGGGGUCAUGUUGUGAAUGCCUCACUACUAAAUGACUUGAGUCCAGUGAAAUCUCAUUAGGGUUAAGAAUAUUUCAGGGAUCCUUAAUAUUUUGAUUUUUGUUUUCUAAAAUUGGAUUUUAUUUUAUUUUAUCUUAUAAUUUCAGUUCAUCUAAAUUUGUGUUCUGUACAUGUGAUGUUUGACUGUACCAUUGACUGUUAUGGAAGUUCAGCGUUGUAUGUCUCUCUCUACACUGUGGUGCACUUAACUUGUGGAUUUUUUAUACUAAAAAUGUAGAAUAAAGACUAUUUUGAAGAUUUGAAUAAAGUGAUGAAGUUGCAUUACACCUCA